AUGUGCUUCGGAGUCACCUGCUCGACUUGCUCAAAGGCAACCUGGCGCGGUUGCGGCCAACACAUCCCGUCGGCGCUGAGCAGCGUCCCCGAGGAACAGUGGUGCACCUGCACGCCCAAGGUCACCGUCAACGGCAAGGAGUAUCCCCCGGCAGGCACUGUGUCGAUUCCCGGUAUGUCUUGGUUGACCGGCUUGUUUGGGGGCAAUUCGAAUGACAAGUCGAAGCAGGGCACUAAGGGAGAGCUGUGA
Colletotrichum tamarilloi is the source of this 249-nucleotide messenger RNA. RefSeq lists its product as uncharacterized. Lineage: Eukaryota; Fungi; Ascomycota; Sordariomycetes; Glomerellales; Glomerellaceae. The record is from RefSeq and is a predicted model, not a curated record. The coding region runs from base 1 to 249 and encodes 82 amino acids. The transcript has 2 exons.